AUGCAGGACGGUGUUCAUGUCUCAGAAGGCUCCCUCGUUUCAGUGGAAGCGAAGGAUGAGACUCCUGAAAGGCGAACACUGCAGAAGAAGCCUUCGAAGCUGAAGACAGAGUUGGCGUUGCACUCGCUGGGCGGUGCAGCGGCGCGGGUCACGAGCAAGGCAGGAAUUCUGAUUGCGACCAUGUUCGCUGGAGACUCUGACUCUGACUCCGAGGAUGAGAACGGUUUGCCAAAGCCCAAGCGGAUUGGCCGACUCCGAGCGGGAAGAGACUACAUCAUCGGAAUUCUGCAAAAGUAUUCGAUACCCCUGGUCUUUGGCGUGUGCUUGGCGAUGGUGUGGAGCAACCUAGAUGAAGAGAGCUACCUGCAGAUGGCUCAUUGGACGCCCAUUGCAGGUUCCUUGGAUCAGCCCAUGUGUCUGCCGGACGACCUCAACCGUACAGUGGAGUCCAACCACUCGGAGGAUCACCACCGGCGGCUCGGAGGGGGUGCAGGUGGGGAUGACUUUCUACCCAGCGAUUACAAUGCCAAGUGCUCCUUGGAAGCCGUUCUCAAGGGUUGGGGUAUCCCUACAGCGCCCGGUGCUCAGGACGGAUAUUUCCUUGGCCUGGAUGUUUGCCAUUUUGAUCUUCGGUUGCUGUUGGCGAUCUUGGACGAUGCACUGGGGAUGAUCAUCAUUGCGGCCUACAUUGUCCUGGCGGCGCCACUCUCUUGGAUAGGGCUAUUCAAAGCUCACGUUCAUCCAGCUUUGGCGCUGGUUUUCAUCGUGCCCUUCAUGCCGGCCACACACGCGAUUGCACCACAGGGUCCAAGAGACCUAGGACUUGAUGACGGCCACCCACUCACGGCGGAGCUCCACGUCCAGACGAACUUCGGCAUGUUCUUUUUUGGCUUGGUGAAUGCCGGAGUCAAGCAAGAGCCUCAGCGAUUCGCGGCCAUCAUUGGCUCGAUUCCAUCGGUGGAGUCACAGCAUGUGUCGGCCUGGCGCACCUGGGCCGAACGGGUGGUGGAUGAGACGAAGCGAGCUGAAGGGAUGGAAAGGGAAUGGCUAGUGGUCGGAAAGACCGUGGGCAUUGCAGGGAUGAGCCUUCUGGGCCACUGCAUAGGAGCCCCUUUGCCAAAGGGGCUGAGUGUGCCUGAUUUGGUGGCAACUGCCCUUGGCGGUGUAGGUCUCACAGUGGCGUUGUUCGUGGCCAACGAGGCUUUUGUCCAGCCUGAGAUGCGGGGACAGGCCAAGAUGGGAGCUGUUUUGUCGAUUUCAUGUGGCCUCCUGGCCUUUGUCAUCCAGCGUGCCUUUGCCAAAGGCAAGUCUGACGCGGAAGGCGAGGACGAGGAGGAGAACGGAGUGACUUCAACCAUAGGUCUUUUUGCAGUGGACCAGGGGCCACUGGUGGGCUUUAGGUCCAAGAGCCACCUGGAGGAGACUCUGGACAUUGAGCUUCAGCCGGAAGUUCAAGUGGCCUGGCUGCCAGUUCUCAACGCGUUUGUGAAGCUCCAAGUGUUUGGCAUUGCCACAGUCCGACGACUCUUGGAAUCGAAGAUCGAUCCCAACGAGUCCUGCGAGCCGCAUGGAUCUACCGCGGUGCACCAGGCAGCCACCGGUGGCAGUGGUGAGGUUCUACGCCUGUUGUAUGACUUCGGAGCUGACCUGACUGCAAGAGAUGGCCGCAUGCUGACUGCAGCGCACUUGGCUGCGGAUGCUGGACACGUGGAGGUUCUGCGCUUGCUGGACGAACUGGAAAGACGGCGCUGCACCGCGCGGCUGCUGCUGGCCACGUUGCCGUCUUGGAGUUUUUUCAGGGCUUGGGCAUCGACUUGCUGGCACCUGCGGAGAAUGGAAAGACAGCGGUGCACUAUGCAGCCCAAGCUGGACAGAACGCAGUGUUGCGCUUCCUCCCUCCAAGCUGCAGUACAAAGCUUCUGCAUUUGA
Durusdinium trenchii is the source of this 1929-nucleotide messenger RNA. NCBI's taxonomy places the organism in Eukaryota, Dinophyceae, Suessiales, Symbiodiniaceae. The record is from the annotation of a GenBank genome assembly.